This is a messenger RNA of Carya illinoinensis, 2051 nucleotides long. RefSeq names its product protein NRT1/ PTR FAMILY 1.2-like. Gene Ontology annotation, biological process: transmembrane transport. Gene Ontology annotation, cellular component: plasma membrane. The record is from RefSeq and is a predicted model, not a curated record. NCBI's taxonomy places the organism in Eukaryota, Viridiplantae, Streptophyta, Magnoliopsida, Fagales, Juglandaceae. Gene Ontology annotation, molecular function: transmembrane transporter activity. Bases 92 to 1975 code for a protein of 627 amino acids. The transcript has 4 exons.
AAUUGUCCGACUGGCUGAAAUUGCUUCUACGACUACAUGAGUGUCCUUCUAUGUUGAAAGCAAAACAAUUUUCUUCUUUACAAGGAUAUAAAUGAACUUUAAUAUCAGUAGAAAUAAUUUAUGUUGCACACUCUGCCUCGCUGUCUCUCUCUGCUCUCUCUCUCUCUCUCUCUCUCUCUCUCUCUCUCUCCCCGUGUUUGACCUUCCUACUUCGCGAGAAGGAACUCAGGGCUCAACAAUGGAAGAAACAGUAGAGCUCCCUAAUUCAGAUCACGUGGAAAUGGCUCACCAACACAUUCCACGAAAGAUAAAAAAGGGAGGCCUUGUAACCAUGCCAUUCGUUAUAGUAAAUGAGGCAUUUGAGAGAGUGGCAAGCUUUGGGCUGGUGCCAAACAUGAUAUUUUACUUGAUGAGAGGCUACAACCUGGGAUUUGCCAAAGGGAACAACUUGAUCUUCUACUGGUCAGCUGCCACCCAGUUCAUGCCUAUCCUGGGGGCUUUUCUUUCUGAUUCUUACCUGGGUCGCUUCCUUACCAUCGUCUCGGGUUCCAUAGCCAGCUUCCUGGGGAUCGUGCUCCUGUGGUUAACGGCCAUGAUUCCAUGGUUGAGGCCUCCCCCAUGUGACCAAUCAAAACACAGUUGCAAAUCCGCAACAACGAUUCAAAUGGCUGUCCUAAUAUCUUCUUUUGCUCUCAUAUCCAUUGGAGCUGGUGGCAUUAGGCCAUGUUCCUUGGCGUUUGGAGCAGAUCAGUUGGACAAAGGAGAUAACCCAAAAAAUAACAGGGUCUUGAAAAGCUUCUUUGGCUUGUACUAUGCUUCCCAAUCUAUUUCUGUCUUCGUUGCCUUGACGGCCGUCGUCUAUGUUCAAGAUCAUCUCGGAUGGAAAGUGGGUUUUGGGGUUCCGGCAGUUCUUAUGUUCUUCUCUGCCUUCUUCUUCUUCCUGGCGUCCCCCUUGUAUGUCAAACAGGAAGCUAAGAAGAGCUUGUUCACUGGCUUUGCACAAGUGCUUGUAGUUUCUUAUAAAAAUAGAAAACUUCCCUUCCCUGAUCGGAGCUCCGGUGGACUUUACCAUCACGGAAAGAACUUGCUUCUUGUCUCACCAACUGAGAAACUAAGGCUUUUGAAUAAAGCUUGCAUCAUUAGGGAACCUGAAGUAGACAUAAACCAGGAUGGAUCAGCUUCAAAUCCUUGGAGUCUUUGCACAGCAGAGCAAGUAGAAGAGCUAAAAGCACUUAUUAAGGUUAUCCCAUUGUGGUCUACAGGGAUCAUUGUCUCUAUAAGCGUAAGCCAAAGCACAUUCCCAAUACUCCAGGCAAAUUCCAUGGACAGACACAUAACUUCAAGCUUCCAAAUUCCAGCAGCAUCGUUCGGGUUGUUUGCUGUCAUUGUUAUAAUCAUCUGGGUUGCUCUCUAUGAACGAGUAACCCUUCCCCUGGCGUCAAAAAUCAUAGGCAAACCAGUGAGGCCUGGUCCGGUGAAAAGAAUGGGAAUUGGGGCAUUUCUCUCUUGCAUGGCCAUGGUAAUUUCCGCCGUAGUUGAGAACAUCCGACGUAGGAAAGCAAUCCGUGAAGGGCAUAUAAACGAUGCACAUGCAGUUUUGGAUAUGUCUGCCUUCUGGCUUGUGCCACAAUAUUGCUUGAUUGGAUUAGCGGAAGCGUUCAAUGCGCUAGGACAAAUAGAGUUUUAUUAUUCAGAAUUUCCUAAGAGUAUGUCAAGCAUUGCCACGUCUCUGUUUGGACUUGGAAUGGCUGUGGCUAGCUUGUUGGCCAGUGUUAUUCUGAGCACUGUUGAUGACCUUAGUUCAAGAGGGGGAAAAGAGAGCUGGGUUUCCAAUAACAUCAACAAGGGUCACUAUGAUUAUUACUAUUGGCUUCUUGCUGUAGUGAUGUUUCUCAAUUUACCCUAUUUUCUGGUUUGUAGCUGGGCAUACGGACCUCAGGUCGAGAAUGGGAGUAAACGGGAGGGAGAAGCCUGACAAUUUAUUUGUGUGACAUUUGGUUCGAAUGCUGUAAUUUUGGUUCCUCUCCUCCAUGACAUUGACAUUAGACCUA